Molecule: messenger RNA, 1582 nt
Organism: Asterias rubens (European starfish)
Lineage: Eukaryota; Metazoa; Echinodermata; Asteroidea; Forcipulatida; Asteriidae
Exons: 8
Coding region: 20-1045 (341 amino acids)
Source: RefSeq, a predicted model, not a curated record
CUCUGAAUGGAAUAACAGCAUGGAACUCUCAAAUUGGAAACGCAAGAAAUCCACUUCAACUGUCAUGGAUGCUCCAACCGAAGACUCUUCGUCGAAUCGGCCACAACCACAGGAGUUGAGCUUACCAUUUAUGAGGGCGUCUGCUACUGUGAGACGAGAGAGUCCCCACCUGCCACCCGACCUGUCCUCCUCCACACAACCAAACACAAACUUCUUUGAUAAGCUUCAAGCUGGCACAAAUGAACAGUGGUCAUCUAAGCUUGGUUCUCACUUGUCCUCAAACCCUUCUAGUGUUGUUGAUCGCCAAGUUGGAUUGCUUGCAGGAAAUGUGGUUUCCAGAAACCCUAAUCCUGGCUCCAAGGAGGGCCAACUGUUUCUCAAGAGGUUGAGGCCGGAUCUCCCUGAGCCCAGCAAGUUACACAGCAAGUCCAAGAAAUCCAACAAGAGGAGACCGCCUUCACACACAGCUUGGAACAUCAGUGAACACAUUGCACAACUCAAGCACAAAUGCCAGGACUUCAACUUAGGAGUAAAAACUCGCAUAGACAUCCGAGGGAGACAUAAACCAGAGGAGACGGUGGCAACAGUAAGGAGAAAAAGACCAGAGGCUACUGCCCAUACUGAUAUACCUAAACGGGUUCCACCACCACCCCAGUAUGGGUUGCCUCCUGGGAUACCUAGUGUUCAAAGGGCGUACCCUUAUGAGGAUGCAGACAAUGAAUCUGAAUCGUGGAGCUGGAAGCCGGAGAAGAUCUUUCAAAACACCGACGAUGAAAAGAUUCCACAGUAUUUACUGCCUCCCAGUAAACCAACACUGCAUCACCAGGUUCCAUUGAGUGAGACAACGUCGUCAUCCUCCAAAAGCUUUGCCGGUGAAGACGUCGCCAUGGCAACAUCAAAUUGGACAGUGACUGAACUCUCGUACCAUCAAUCCCACUGGAAUCAGUUCUUGACUUCCGAAGAAACCGACGUUUACGUCAGUCAGCUCAAUGUGUCGGGAAGGUUGCCCAAAGAACCAACACAGACCCAGUUGUUAGAGGAGUGAGAGACUAACAAAUAGCAGCAGGACGGUUAUUUUAAUAACUACAUGUAAGUACUCUCACAAAAUCUAGGCUGCUUUUGUAUAAUAAAAAGCAAGACCUAGUUCCCAAAGAACAAAAAUCUACAUAGGAAAGUAGAUAUAGACAUAGUGUUACCGCCAACCGAAUAUCUAUCUAUAGAUAUUAUCAAUAUUAAAAUGUUUCAUAAAAUAGCAUUAACUGCUUAUUUAGCUCAUAAAAAUUACACAUACAUGUAAUGAACCUAAGCACAUGUUUUUCUGCAUAUCCACACACACCAACAUCUGUGUCACAAUCAAACUGUUGACACUCCUUUGACAAAUGUUGUUCUUCCACAUUUGGGUCAACAUUUUUUAUGCAGCAUCAAAAUUUAUACACACACAAUCAAUUCAUUUCUAACUCGGCAAAGAAUUUUAUGAGUUACAUAAUUUUAGAGAGGCAUAUUGUGUAGUUGUUUUAAAUAAUCAAAUGCAAUGUGCAAUCAUUGUUAACUAACAAAAGUAAUACAACACAACAAACAAAGA